Molecule: messenger RNA, 798 nt
Organism: Eremothecium cymbalariae DBVPG#7215
Lineage: Eukaryota; Fungi; Ascomycota; Saccharomycetes; Saccharomycetales; Saccharomycetaceae
Gene: YML6
Product: mitochondrial 54S ribosomal protein uL4m
Exons: 2
Coding region: 1-798 (265 amino acids)
Biological process (GO): translation
Cellular component (GO): ribosome
Molecular function (GO): structural constituent of ribosome
Source: RefSeq, a predicted model, not a curated record
AUGCACGGCUCUAGAACUUUGAGUAACAUCGCUCGGAGGUUUGUCCGCUACCAAUCGGUCAAGGCAAGCAGCCGUCUGCCUAAUGCAGCAGAGCCGCCAAUGUUUACGUUGGCUACAAUACGUGCUUUUCCUUCUCUAGAACCCAUGUCAUUUGUGCCGGUGCCCACGUCGGUGCUGGGAGCUCCACUCAGAAGAGAUUUGCUAUGGCGAGCAGUUGUCUACGAAAAUGACAAUAAGCGUGUUGGGUCCUCCAACCCACCAGGAAGAAGUGAAAAUGGGUUUUCAAGGCGCAAGGUGCUACCCCAGAAGGGCUCUGGACGGGCCAGAGCAGGUGAUGCCAACUCACCCACUAGAAAUAACGGUGCCAGGGCACUCGCAAGAAACGCUCCAAAUGACUAUACUACAGAACUUCCACGCAAGGUAUACUCUCUGGCCUUUAACAAUGCUUUAAGCUAUCAAUACAAAAGGGGAAACCUGUUUGUCAUUGGAGGCGACGAUUCAAUGUCCACUGUCAAUGACCUUGACUUCACCAAACUUGAUAUAUCACCAACAGCUGAGAGCACCGGCGACGUUAUUUUCGAAAAAUUCAUGCAGGAAUAUGGUUUAGGGAAGAAAAAACUACUGUUUGUCAUCAACGAACCAAGAGAAGGGCUGUUCGAAUUCACUGAAAAGUUUAAGGACACAGUAAACAUUGUUCAAAAGGAAUUUGUUGAUGUGAAUGAUUUGUUAAAGGCUCACAGAGUCUUAAUUGAAUUGGAUGCCUUGGAGUAUUUGGCUGUCACGCAUUCUCUCAGAUAA